AUGGCAUCAAAUGUCGAUGGAAAUGAAAGCGCGGGCAACGAGAACACCACCGUCCAUGAAGGACCACUGAGUACAGAUGAGCAUGAUGGCCAUGCUGAUGACGGCAUAGUCCCGAUCAGCGCCUUACAUGUGCAAGCUUCACUCAGAAAGCGAGCGCCAACAGGACCGAUCCCAGAAAGAACUUGGAAUUUCUACCUGAAUGCCUUCACCGGGCUCCUGACGUACGAGAAUAUCCUUGAUCAACGAAAUCAGUGCAUACGAUCUCGACGAGGGCACUCAAUGUCACGAUUCGAAGUGCACGACUCAGUAGCCCCCAUGUCUGCUCAGACCAGAGGCGGAGGCAGCUACCCGUAUCCAGCCGAAUAUCGAAGGCUGGUGAAGUUGGACGGAAGGCGCGAUAUUGAGACCGGUGGCCGUAACCCAUUAGCCCAACAACUACCCAAAGGAUUUGCAACUGUGGUGACGAAAAAGAAAGCUACAGUCAAAAAUCGCCUGUUUGGCAUUUUCCCCCGCGGCCAACCCAACCCAGUCGAAAGAGUAAUGUUUUGUCAUCAGCCUAAACAAUUAUUUCGACAGUUUGGUCGGGAAAUCUUCCGUCUACGCGGUUUCUGGAAGACACUGUUUUCUCUCAGACACGUAAAAGGAUUCCAGCUAUACAAAUGCAAUGCGCAGAACGGGACUCACGAACGUAUCGAUCUUGACAAAAACGGCGCUGCAGAUUUGCAAUUGCUCCUGCAUACGUACAAGCAAUGGCGAGUCCCCGAGCACAUCGCACUUGCCUGGGCAGACUGGAUUCACCAAGAAUUCAACAACGACUCACAUGACGUACUCAUUGGAAAGUACUCACUUGAACUUGUAUUGGGCUGGUCUAUCACUAGGAUUGUCGUCGUGAUUCUCACACCUGUGGUGCUAAGCCUGGUUAUCGGACUCUGGUUCAACUCGAAGGACUGGAUGGAUCUAACCACAAUCCAGACCGCUUGGUCUACCGCAUCCUAUAUUGUGACGGCAGGAGGCUUCAUUGCCGCUCUUCUUGGUAUUAUGAGCAGUCUCGCGGAUAACUAG
Molecule: messenger RNA, 1062 nt
Organism: Colletotrichum godetiae
Lineage: Eukaryota; Fungi; Ascomycota; Sordariomycetes; Glomerellales; Glomerellaceae
Exons: 4
Coding region: 1-1062 (353 amino acids)
Source: RefSeq, a predicted model, not a curated record